Anastrepha obliqua is the source of this 929-nucleotide messenger RNA. It is a transcript of the gene Uqcc1, whose product is annotated as ubiquinol-cytochrome-c reductase complex assembly factor 1. The transcript has 4 exons. Gene Ontology annotation, biological process: mitochondrial respiratory chain complex III assembly. The record is from RefSeq and is a predicted model, not a curated record. Lineage: Eukaryota; Metazoa; Arthropoda; Insecta; Diptera; Tephritidae. The coding region runs from base 78 to 863 and encodes 261 amino acids. Gene Ontology annotation, cellular component: mitochondrion.
UCUAUUAAUGAAUUCGCCUUACUUCUAAGUGUGUUUACAAUUCCUUAUAACAAUUUUGCAAAUACCUGAGUUUAAAUAUGUUGCGUUUUCCUCUUUUAACGCAAAUUUAUCGGUGCAGAAGUCGUUUCACAGAGAUUUUGCUGCAAAACAAUCCUUUAGUGAUCACAGGCUCUGCUACUCCAGCAAUAGGUUUGAAGAAUUGGACACAGAGCGGGCAUAAAUAUAGUACAACUCGAGCAGAUGUGGUCAACAACCAACAUGAGGGAUCCGAUGGCAACAUAUUGAAACGGGUCCUUAAUAAAGUGGGAUUUGCACCGAAUACAAAAACCCGUCUGAGAGUGUCAAGUCAUAUGUUGUAUGAAAGCGUGGCUGACAAAAUCAAUUAUUUAAGUUUCUUUAAAGCUUUCGAUAUGCCGAACACUUUUAACUCCUGGUUCCUAGUAACUGAACUACACGUGUGGAUGCUAAUGGUUCGAGCUAUGGCUGAGGGAUCUGAAUCUGGUGAAAACGGCCGCUUUCUUCGAAACUGCAUUGUGGAGGUGAUGUGGAGCGACGUAAAUGCACGUGCCAAAAAGCUCGAAACUCAUAAUCCGUCAAAAACACGGCAGCAAAUUGAGAUUCUUUCAGAGCAGUUUCAGGCAGCACUAAUUGCAUACGAUGAAGGAAUUAUGUCCGACGAUCGUGUAUUAGCGGGAGCCUUAUGGCGCCGCUUCUUCGCUAUGAAUUGUGACGACAUUAUAAAAAUUGAACGUUUGGUGAAGUAUGUACGAGAACAAGUAGUUCUAUUAGACCAACUACAACGCGAGAACUUUCUAAAAAAACCAAAAAUAAUUUGGUCAAACUUAGACAAGAUAACGGUUUAGGUGCUUGUGUGAUAAGAAAUUUAUAGACACUUCAUAAAAUACAUGAACAUAUUUUUAUUUCUAGUU